Myotis brandtii (Brandt's bat) is the source of this 1036-nucleotide messenger RNA. RefSeq names its product N-lysine methyltransferase SMYD2. Gene Ontology annotation, molecular function: protein binding. The record is from RefSeq and is a predicted model, not a curated record. NCBI's taxonomy places the organism in Eukaryota, Metazoa, Chordata, Mammalia, Chiroptera, Vespertilionidae. The coding region runs from base 142 to 462 and encodes 106 amino acids. The transcript has 2 exons.
AAUUUCUCUUAGAUCCAUCGCCUGAUUCCCUUCAUCCUUUUGUAACUUUCGAGUGGGCAGGCCUGCACCUCUGCCUGGGAGAAUGCACUAUUCCAGAGGUUUCCCCAUCAGUGUGGUUUCCGGGGGGAGGUGACGCCUUGCAUGUGUGGACAUUUCCCUCAGGAUAAGGCCAAGGUGAAAAUCCGGAAGCUCAACGACCCCCCCAAGGCAGAGGCCAUCCGGGACAUGGUCCGAUACGCGCGCAACGUCAUCGAGGAGUUCCGGAGGGCCAAGCACUACAAGUCCCCUAGCGAGCUGCUGGAGAUCUGCGAGCUCAGCCAGGAGAAGAUGAGCUCCGUGUUUGAGGACAGUAACGUGUAUAUGCUGCACAUGAUGUACCAAGCCAUGGGCGUCUGCUUGUACAUCCAGGACUGGGAAGGAGCUCUGCGAUACGGACAGAAAAUCAUUAAGCCCUACAGGUGAUUGCCAUGGCCAUUCCGACCACCUUCGCACGGAAUGGAGCCUGGUGGUUUGGAGUGCGUACCUAGGCGGUUUUGCCUUCUCCCUGUCCCGUGUUGGAGCAUGCCCAGACCAGCUUUCUCUUCUCUGCACCCACAUCCGGAGGUACAGGGCCAGGGUGCUGCUCCCGUGGGUCCUGCCUGUCCCCUCCACCAUCUGGAAGAGACGCGUAGGAUAGCAGGUAGAGGUUUUGCAGGGGUUGCUGGGGCAAGAUUGGUCCCAGGACCUCCCCAGCUGCUAUUCAUUGUAGCUAUUUCAGGCCAGUAUUUAAAAGCCACCUGUUUGUUUGUUUUCAUCAUUAUCCACACUCUCCCUCAUGUUUUCCUAAACUGCAGCCCAGGUUGCUAAUGAGGAAACUUUGGGGCCAUUGGAUUGGCUGUGGUUAUUCAAUAUCCCGCCUGGGUUUGAAGAAAUCAAGCUGGGUUUUACCGGAUGGUAAUUAUGACUAUCAGUCACGGGGCAGUUUCCUGUUGAGGGCUUAUUAACCCUUAGGGUGGGUCACAGAUGGAGGCCAUGGCAUUGUCCUCUGGCUCUGACU